UGAGGCCACAUCUGGAGUAUUGUGUCCAGUUCUGGGGCCCCCACUAUAGAAAGAAUAUGGACGCAUUGCAGAGGGUCCAUCAAAGGGCAACCAAAAUGAUUAGGGGCUGGAGCACAUGACCUAUGAGGGGAGACUGAAGGAUUUGGUUUUGUUUAGUCUGCAGAAGAGAAUAGUGAGGGGGAUUUGAUAGCAACCUUCAAAUUCUUUAAGGGAGAUUCCAGUGAAGAUGGAGGGAGGCUGUUCUCAGUAGUGACAGAUGGCAGAAUAAGGAGCAAUGGUCUCAAGUUACAGUGGGGGAGGAUAUUAGGAAAAACUAUUUCACUAGGAGGGUGGUGAAGUAUUGGAAUGGGUUACCUAGGGAGAUGGUGGAAUCUCCAUCUCUAGAGAUUAAGUCCCAGCUUGACAAAGCCCUGGCAUGAUUUAGUUGGGUUAGUCCUGCUUUUAGCAGGGGGCUGGACUCUGACUUUCUGAAGUCUCUUCCAAUUCUAUGAUUCUAUCAUGGACAGCAAAUACCAGGCAAAAAGAUGCCAGACACUUUUGAGGCAGCAUGAGACCUUAUCCAAAUGACAAAGCUUGCUGCAUUGAUUCUGACUCAGUCCAUGCUUCUGGCACAGACAUCUGCAUCGAUGGUGGUCCAGUAUGCUCUGUCCCAUUCCAUGGCACUGUCCUCAGUGCAGCAGUUGCCCAUAGCACCACAGCCACCAGGACUCAUGCUGGCAUUGGUUCCCAUAUGGCACUGAGGCAAACCAACUCCACUGCAGUGGCACUCUCCAUCUCCCUGUCCUACUCCCAUUCUCAGCAACAUUCCUAUUACUGCCAGUGGGAGGUUCCCUUGGUACCACAGCUGGGUUGGCCCACUGCAGUGGCAGGCACCCACGCAGUGGCCAUUUUGGCAAUCAAUCAGGAGGCUCCAGUCCUUGGGCCCACCCUCGGGGUCAGUGGCCUAAUCCUGCCAGGCACCCUCAGCCACAGUAGUGGCUCCUGAGCCUCCGCAGGCCCCUUAACCUGUUCCGGAUCAAGCACUGAUUCAGCAUUUGCUGACACCUGCUGAAUAGUCAGUGUCUCAUUCCCCCCUCCCCACUGCUCCCCGGGAUACCAUCAGGAUCAACUUCUCCCUUGGGAAUCUUCCUCCUCCUCUCCAGCCAAGGCUAUUGUGAGCUAUCCUUUUUACUUCCCACCCUGAUGCAAGGGCAGAUGAAGGCCUUUUGUUUUAAGUGGCUCACAGCCUCAGAAGAACCUACAGAAGAGCUUGUGGAGCAUGCAGACUCAAUGGUGGAUAUGCCAUUGCCCCUCAUAAAGACCAUCCAGUCUACCACCAGGGUACUAUGGCAGACCCCAGUAUUUUACCUCAGACUGUUUAGUCCUCAGUAUGCAAUCCUCUGCCCAUCCAAUUCUCUGCCCUUGCACCCACCCCUUCUCCCGACCCUCUUCAGGGACCCUUCUCAUGAGUAAUUCCUCAGGCAGUUCAGUCCCUCCUGGAGUUAGGGGCAAGAGAGGAGGUUCCGUGGGAAUUCAGGGGCAGCAAGGGGGAGGGCUUUCUAUUCCUGUUAUUUUCUUAUCUACAGAGGUGGGCUGAGGUACAUCAUGAAUCAUUUAUCCCAUCCCUAGAUGUGGGGGAUUGAUCUAGUGCCCUCGAUAUGAAGAACACGUACUUCCAUAUUUCCAUCAUUCCUGCACACUGGAGGUUUCUCAGGUUUAUAGCUAAUGGUCUCCACUACCGAUUCAAGGUUUUCCUGUUUGGCCUCUCCACAAUGCUGCAGGUGUUCACAAAGUGCAUGGCAGUGGUGGCUACCUUUCUACGCAAACACCAAGUGCUGGUUUUUCCAUACCUGAAUCACUGUUUGAUGAAGGGCGGGACCCAGGAGCAGGCCCUUCACCAUAUGGGACUGGCACAGGUGACCUAUUCCACACUGGACCUUAUUCUCAGGGUUCCCAAAUUUCAGCUGGUCCUGGCUCAAGGCAUAGAAUUCAUUGGGGCCUUCCUAGAUUCUACCCGUGUGAGGGCCUUCCUCCCUGAACCCUGCUUUCAUGGACGUUAUUCAUACCCUGCCGUGGUUCCCUGUCACUGUGGCCAGAAAUUGCAUGAGGCUUCUGGGGCACAUGGAAACCUGCACAUUCGUCAUGCAGCAUGCCAUACUCCACUUCUGCCCCCUCCAGACCUAGUUUGCCAUGGUUCACAGGCCCAGCAGAGAGCCACUAGAUCAAUGUUUCUCAGAGUGGAUCUGCAGACCUCUUUGAAAAAUGCUGCACUAGAUGGUCUGGUCAUUCUACCUCAGUCAGUUCUUCGCUCCCUAAAUUGGUGGCUGCAGCCCCAAGAGAUGUGUGUGGGUAGCCCCUUCACCAGCCCCCAGUCCUCCCUGUCUCUAAUCAUGGAGGCAUCGGAGGCAAGUUGGGGAGUGCAUCUGGGGGAACUCAUACUUGGGCUGUCCUCUUAUGUGGAACUGUCCCUCUACAUCAGUGUCAGGGAACUCAGAGGACAGUUUGUCUUGCUUGUCAGACCAGUGUAUUGCCAUGAUGAUGUGCUACAUAAAGAGGGAAUUGCUUUCUCCUCUCCCCUCUGCCAUGAAGCCCUUCACCUGUGGGACUUUUGAUUCAUGUAUUAAAUCCACCUGCAGGCCUUCCACCUGCUGAGUGUAGGAGUGGAAUGUAUUGAUCUCCUAAGCCACUUUAACACCCAAGAAUGGUCUUUUGGGACAGAUGACACCCCUUCCAUCCUCCAGAGGUGGGGACAUCCCCACAUAGACCAAUUUGCUAUAAAGAGCAACAGGAAGUGUCACCAGUUCUCCUCUUGGAACCUCAGCCAUGGUUCCAGUGCAGAUAUGUUCCACAGUCCAUGUUUGGGCCACCUGCUGUACGUGUUCCCUUCCUUUCUUCUUAUCUCCCUUGCAUGGCCCCAACAGCAUUGAUUCAUGAUUCUGCUUAGCCUCUUUGUAGUCAUGCCUAUACUCUGCCACUCUACCCUGAACCAAGGCUGGCUGCAGCAUGACAACCUCUAGUCUCUCCAUCACAACGUAUGAAGACUCCAUGGUUCAAUCCUCAAGAGCUUCAGGGCUCAGACUUGGUUAGGGAGAUGGUCCUGGGGAGCAGGAAGCUGUCCACUGUGGCCAUGUACGUACCUGAGUGGAAGUGCUUUUUGCUUUGGUCACUUCAGAAAGGAGCUGAGCCUCAGGAGGCCACAUUACCCUUAGACCUCCAUUACCUGUUGCAGCUGAAAUAGCAAGGCCUGGCCCUGUAGUCCCUCAAGUUUCAUUUGACUGUCAUUUUCCACCCAGUGGUGGGUCAUGAGUCCCUUUUUGCUGAUGCCACUGUGGGGCACUUUCUCUAGGGUACUGAAUUGUUGUAUCCACAGGUUAAACACCCCUUAUCCCCAAGGGAUCUCAACAUGGUCCUUUCCUGGAUCUUGGGCCCUCCCUUUGAACCUUAUCUACCUGGUCCCUGUCCUAUCUCAGGGAAGGUCACCUUUCUGGUGUCCAUAACUUCAGCCAGGAGGCUUUCAAAGCUCCAAGCCCUGACCUCCAAACCCUUGUAUGCCAUGUUUUAUAAGGAUGAUGUGCAGCUCCAUUCCCACAUGGCCUUUCUGCCCAAAGUGGUCUCCCAUUUCCAUGGGAACCAGUGCAUGUUUCUGUCUGUGUACUUCCUUAAACUUCAUGUGUUACUAGAGAGUGAGCCCUGUACUCCAUGGGUGUGAGAAGGGCUUUAGCCUUCUACACUGAAUAAAUCACUGCAACUCUUUAUUGCUAUUGUGCAAUGGAUUUGAGAACUGCCCACCUUGUCCCAGCAUUUCUCUUCCUGGAGCACAUCCUGCAUCAGGAUAUGCUAUGACCUGGCCAAACUCCCAGCUCUGGUGCUGAUGGCUCAUUCCACAAAGGCACAGGGUUCCUUGAGGGCAUUCCUUGUGCAUUUCCCUAUUCAGGACAUCUGCAGGGCAGUGAUGUGGUCCUCUGUCCACAUGCUCAUUAUGCCACUACACCAUCACCCAGUGGGCUUGGAGUGUUGAGAUAUUCAGCAGGGCAGUCUUCCAGACAUCUACUCAAUAUUCUCUGACCCUUCCUCCAGGUAAAUUACUUGCAUGUGACCUAUUGGAAUGCAAAGUCAACAUGGUUUCUGUAAAGGGAAAUCCUGUCUUACUAAUCUAUUAGAGUUCUUUA
This is a messenger RNA of Pelodiscus sinensis (Chinese soft-shelled turtle), 4148 nucleotides long. Lineage: Eukaryota; Metazoa; Chordata; Testudines; Trionychidae. The record is from RefSeq and is a predicted model, not a curated record.